Siniperca chuatsi (mandarin fish) is the source of this 4461-nucleotide messenger RNA. It is a transcript of the gene hhat, whose product is annotated as hedgehog acyltransferase. Gene Ontology annotation, molecular function: palmitoyltransferase activity. The transcript is spliced from 12 exons. Gene Ontology annotation, cellular component: endoplasmic reticulum. NCBI's taxonomy places the organism in Eukaryota, Metazoa, Chordata, Actinopteri, Centrarchiformes, Sinipercidae. Gene Ontology annotation, biological process: protein palmitoylation. The record is from RefSeq and is a predicted model, not a curated record. Bases 269 to 1774 code for a protein of 501 amino acids.
UGAAACAAGGAAAAAGAGGAAGAAUUCAGUACCUUUGACUGUUGGAUGCCCGGGUGUACUAACGUUAUUUCCCUACGGUCCAAGGGCUUUCAGACAGUGCAGUACAAUUUACAGCAACGCAAUGGACAGCAGCCCAGUAUUAUUAGGUAACACUGCAACUUGUUCAAACGAUUAGCUAGCGUAGUUUAGCUAACGUUAGCUAACUGCCAUUCGAAUAGGAUAGCUUACGGAAGUUUUCAGAUGCACUAUAGCACAGUGAUUUUGCCUGAUGACAUCUAAAGCAAAGGCCCAGUUGGCACCCCUGCCACGGGCAGAGAUCCUUUCAUACUGGGUGCUGUCCUUUGGCUCUCAUCUGUACUCUUUCUACCAAUUGCACAGGUUCUCCAAAGAACAUGAAGCAGGAUUACAGAGAGAGUUGCAGUUGGAAAAAGGCCUUCUCAAGGGUUUUAAAAGGGACCCAUCGGACUUUGAGUGGAGUUUCUGGACUGAAUGGGCUAAGAAGUCUUUGCUGUGGACUCUUAUUGGUCAUGGUGUGAUAUCAAGAUUGACCAGCAUCUUUUACCCCAAGUUUAGGGUGCUGGCACUCACGAUAUAUGGCCUCUUAGCAGCCAGUGGUGUGUUGGGAAUUAAAGGUGUUAGUGUGCUGGUGGUACAUCUGGGCCUGUCCUUUUCAGUGGCCCAACUGCGAAAGCCCGUUCUGUCAUGGGCCUGUAACCUGAUGCUGCUCUCCACGCUUCACAUCCAACCACUUCAAGAGAUCCAGAGAGGUUGGUAUAAGACCGAGGAGGAGUACUAUCUGCUACUCUUCAGUGUUGCUGUCUGUGGUCUACGCUUCAUCAGCUUCAGUCUGGAGCAUUGCUGGUGCCCUCUAGACCGUGGUGGAGUUGUACAGCUCUGUUGGUUGUUGUCAUACACCUUCUAUCAUCCUUUUUUCUACAAUGGACCCAUUAUCACGUACAAAGACUACAUUGAGCAGAUGCGGAGGCCUACUGAGGAGGGUGAGAGGGAUGAAUCUGCUUUUAGUUACUUGGUGCUGACAUCAGGACGGAUCAUAUUGUGGUGGUGUGUUGCAGAAUACAUGAUCCACAUAAUGUACAUGCACUCCAUCCAGUCUAAUGAGACCUACUUAGAAAUUCUUCCUCCUUGGGCCUUGGGCGGUCUGGCCCUGGCACUUGUCCAGUUCUUCUAUGUGAAGUACCUGGUACUGUUUGGCCUUCCGUCCAUGCUGGCUACUUUGGAUAAACUAGAUCCCCCAACGCUUCCUCGUUGUGUCAGCAUCAUGUACAGUUUCACAGGAAUGUGGAGGCACUUUGACAAGGGCCUGUAUCGAUGGCUCAUCAGAUACAUCUAUGUGCCAUUGGGAGGUUCACAGCAUGGUCAUCUUUACAAAAUGUUAUCCACUGGCCUUGCGUUCGGAUUUGUUUGCCUCUGGCAUGGUGGCCAUGACUACUUACAGUACUGGGCCCUGAUGAAUUGGGUUGGAGUUCUGGUGGAAAAUGGACUGAAGUCUCUCUUUGCCUCAUCCUUUAUUCACUCCAUUGUUGAGCAGAAUUUCUCUGCGGCGAUGGAAAGGCGUUGCAUUGCCCUUCUCUCUGCCUUCUCCACUGCCAUGCUCAUCCUCUCUAAUCUGGUGUUCCUUGGGGGGAUACAUGUCGGCCGAAUCUUCUGGAAGCGUGUCUUCAUUCAAGGCUGGUCUAACAUGGGCCCACCUAUGCUGGCUUUCCUCUACUGCUUUGCUCAGAUUGGACUCGAAUGGACUUCCCACCCACCCUGAGUCACCUUGACUUUGUAUCGGAGUGAGAAUCCCUGCUACCGGACAACCAGAACAACCUGCUGAGUCCAGUGCCUUGGCCUCAUCAGCCAGUCUCUGUGGUAAACCUGGCUUGUAGCCACUGAACCUGUCCAAACCUGGCUGAGGUGCAGCUGAGCAGCCACUUUUCACAACCUGCAAGACUGGGCACAAUCUGUCUGUAAGCUAAGACUUAAAGGAUCAGUGUUGAUUCUUUCUAAGGAGAGUCUAAGGCAGUCUCCAGUAGCAGGCUUGGCAGUGUCAGGUUUUCUACCCAAUAAGCUUCACUGAAUCACUGUUAUUCUAAGAAACUAUAAAAUAAAAUAUGGACCCAGAAUCUGUCUUGGUUAUAUGACUCUGAUAAGGUAUUGCUCGGUGGUGCGGUAAGCUGGAGAAAUGCUAAUUUCAUAUUUACCAUCCUCCUUUAGCUCGCCACGAAAGCAGUUGUUUAUUCAGAGGUAGACAAUAGGCACAGAAGACUGAAUAGAGCAGCAGGAACCAUUAUAUCCCUUACAGAUGUAAUUUGGGUAAAGUAGAAUGUGACUAAUAUUAGUAGAUGUAUUGCUAAAAAGCUUUAGAGGAACUACACACUAGCUUUUAAUUCAACAUAGCCACGAUGGUAGAUGACAUUUAUCCUCUGGAAUGCAGAGCAAAGCUAUUUUUGAGCAGGGAUGUAAAAAAAAACAACCCACAAGCUGUACGUUUUGUUAUAUAUCACCUCGUUUCUCCAAAAUGUCACCUUAACAAUCCCUCAGUCCACGUUUGGAUUAAAACCUUGUAUUUCAAGUUUCAUGAUAAUGAAUAUCCAUCCAUGUUAUAAUGGAUAACCAUACUGUAUCUGAUGCAAUGCGUCAUUUGUGUGUAUGUCCUGAUACAUAAAGGCAAGGCCAUGUGGACGCUCGACUGCACUGUGAGUGUUUUUGGGUCUGUUGAAGGGAUUAACCUGCUCACCCAUAGAUUGAGAAACUCUUUCAACCUAUCUAAAAAUCAACUCAUAAAUCUCUUCCAGAACAGAAGACGAUUCUUCAUACAGAGAGUUUUGAAGGAGUUCUGUGAGUAUUUUUAAAUAAUAAGGCUGGUGUAAUUCUAUAUUUUUCUUAUAGCCAACAAAUCCAGUGAAAAUACCAAAACCAACAAUGUGUUAGUCCAUUUCUCAAUACUUUCUGACUUCCCUACACUCACUGUGACACACUGAGUUUUAAACGUUACUCAAACAGGAGGAAAUAGUGCAUUUGUUGGGGACUGUUUUCAGCCACAAAAUAAUACAUAUUUGGUGCACUAGUGAGUAUUUACAGUACCAGGACAGUGUUAUGUGAGAUCAACUCAAAAUAAAUUACAGUGCCCCUGUUCAUACUAAUGAAGGAACAUGCCAGCCAGUGUAACAGUGGCUCAUUGAUGUGUUUUUGGACAACAAUGGAGCUCUAUGGCACAGAGGAAUAUGAUAUAUCAGGCUUUGACAACGUAAUAUUCAGUUCAGUUGGUUUUGUUGUUUCAAUUAGUUCAUUUUGGUCUUUUCAUGGGAUUAGUUGACAAUAAGAUGAAUAAAGAAUAUCACCAGAGUUACCUUUUAAAAGAGGUUGAAGACAUUUGUCAAACUAUUUGAAAGCAUGAUUAUUCAACAUAUUCAAAAACAUGAAAAUCACCAGACUAUGGCGUUAAGAGUUAAACAUGGAAGUGGGAAGGAUUAAAGCUGUAAUGUUAAGUCAAUUAACCAAUUAGUCAAUCGGCAGAAAAUUAAUCAGCAGCCAUUUUAAUAAUCAAUUAUUUGUUUUACGUUAUUUUUUAAACAAAAAUUCUCUUUUCUGGUUCCAGCUUCGCAAAUGUGAGGAUUUGCUGCUUUUCUCUACUUUAUAUCUUUGUAAACUCAGUAUCUUUAGGAUUUGGACAAAACAAGACAUCUGAUGACUCUGGAAAAAUGGGAUUUUUUCACUGUAUUGUGACAUUUUAUAGACCAAACAAUCGAUUAAUCGAGAAAAUAAUUGGCAGAUUAAUUGCUAAUGAAAAUAAUCGUUAUUUGCUGCUCUGUUGAGGGUCAUCACGUUGAGGCUGUCUAUUGAAGUGCGGACAUGGAUGAUGAGUUGGAUGACCUGAUGUAAUAGGAAACAAAGGUUGUUUUUUUAACCACUGAGCCGCAGUUUAGUUUCACACCAAAAGUACAAUAUAAAUAAUUCUUGGUGAUAAGUUGCCCAUCUUAAAAGUGUUUGCAUCUGCCUGCAUCUGCUCAGAUCACAAUAAAUAAUUUACUUCGUAAUCCAGUAGGGGAUGACUAGUUUGUCACCAGUUUUUAAAAGACAAACGUUCUGCGAGGUAAUAGUAAUUCUUUAAAAAGCUUGUGUGUGCCUUUUUGUGUCUUUUGAGCUUAGAAAGUGUGAUGUGGAGAAAAACAAUCUGAUCCUCUUACUAUUCACAGUGCACAGUAAGGAAAGCAAACAGCUUCAGGGUAUGGCUUCCAAGAAGAUUAGUUGAAGAAUUAGUGAAUUUUAAUUCAAAAGGUGCCAUCGCUGAGAUUCAUCAUCACCAUAAAACUCUCACAUUGCCUUUGGUCCUCUGGUUGUUUAUUGUUGUGCCACAACAGUUGACUGUUCCCAAAGUUUGUAUGUUCUCAGUCGGUGAACUGUCUUAUCUGCAGGUCUAAUCUUUAUCUCUAUAAUAAAAGUACUGUGUAAUCUGGA